Messenger RNA from Rattus norvegicus (Norway rat), 772 nucleotides. RefSeq names its product gem (nuclear organelle) associated protein 7-like 1 (gene Gemin7l1). Gene Ontology annotation, cellular component: Gemini of Cajal bodies; cytoplasm; SMN-Sm protein complex. Lineage: Eukaryota; Metazoa; Chordata; Mammalia; Rodentia; Muridae. Gene Ontology annotation, molecular function: RNA binding. The record is from RefSeq and is marked inferred. The transcript has a single exon. Bases 58 to 447 code for a protein of 129 amino acids.
GGGCGGCAGCGCGGGCGUAAGAGCAGAGCUUGCAGGGACAGGCCUUGAGCCUGGACCAUGCAGAGCCUACCAAUCAUUCCUGUGCCGGUGCCGGUGCUGCGCCUCCCUCGGGGCCCGGAUGGCUUCAGCCGAGGCUUUGCCCCUGAUGGACGCAGGACCAUCCUGAGGCCAGAAGUCGGAGAAGGUCGUAUUCAAGAUCCGCCAGAGUCACAGGAACAGCGGGCCCGAGCCGUUCUGCGGGAGCGCUACCUCCGAAGCCUCCUAGCCAUGGUGGGCCACCCUGUGAGUUUCACACUGCACGAAGGUGUACACGUGACUGCCCAGUUUGGUGCCACAGACCUGGAUGUAGCUAACUUCUACGUUUCCCAGCUGCAGACUCCCAUAGGCGUGCAGGCGGAGGCCCUGCUUCGAUGUAGUGACAUAAUUUCCUAUUCCUUCAAGCUGUGAAGACUGUCUGCUCGUUCUCUUGUGGGCAUUGCCGCAGUAGUCCAGGCCUCUGUUCUCAGCACCUUCCUGGACUUCGAAAGCAAGCGCCAACAAACUCUGGCUUUGGACUCAGAGGCACACCAAAGCAGAGACCACCUGGGGCUGGAUGCUGAUGACCCUGGCUCUCAAGAGGCUGCGGUGGGAAGAUCAUAAAUUCAAGGGGGGACAGGCUGUGCCACAGUGGGAGGCUGCAACCACAGACAUCCUAGGUCUUUCGUGUUGAAAGGAAUGUUCUUCCUCACACUAGUGAACUUUACAGAAAUAAAUUCCAAGGCUAGGCCUUGCA